CAGAGAUGAAAUACAUCAUAGGCAUCGGAGGUGUCACCAAUGGUGGUAAAACCACCUUGACCAACAGACUCAUCAAGGCACUGCCUAACUGCUGUGUGGUCCACCAGGAUGACUUCUUCAAGCCACAAGAUCAAAUAGAAGUCGGGGAAGACGGCUUUAAGCAAUGGGAUGUGUUGGACUCCUUGGAUAUGGAGGCAAUGGUGAGCACUGUGCGUGCCUGGAUUGAGAACCCAGUGAAGUUUGCUCGUUGCCAUGGGGUGAAUGUCACACCUGGCUCUAAAGAGCCAACCUCCAAAGAUAUCCAUGUCUUGGUCAUUGAAGGCUUCCUGCUUUAUAAUUACAAGCCCCUGAUAGACCUCUUUGACAUCCGCUACUACCUGGCAGUUCCCUAUGAUGAGUGCAAAAGGAGGAGGAGUACCAGAAACUACACUGUCCCUGACCCACCAGGGCUCUUCGAUGGCCACGUCUGGCCAAUGUACCUGAAACACAGGAAGGAAAUGGAGGACAGUGGGGUGGAUGUUGUUUAUUUAGAUGGACUCAAGUCCAGGGAUGAACUUUACAAUCAAGUCUUUGAAGAUAUCCACAACAAGCUCUUAAAUUGCUCCUAGGGCCUGGAAGACCUGAGAGAGCUGUGUACAGAAUGAUGUAAAUAGUACUUGGAAGUCAGAGGGAGGCUUUGUGUCCCCUCUUCUUGUACUGUCCUUUGGCAAGAGGGAUUUUUUUUUUUUGUAUAUAAUUGAAAAAAAAAAUUAUGAAGAUAACUUAUUGACAGCUGUGGUGGACAGGGACUGCUUUGUUUUUUAUUUUUUCUAUUCCACUGCCUUAAAGAGAAGCUGAAAAUGCCUUUUUUUUAAUGGAAUAAGUAGAGUUGCUAUGGGCAAACUGAUUCCUGCUUCUGCAGAUGUGAAGGCUUCAUGUAAUGGCUUGUUUGUAACAGCUGCUUCAACUCAGUA
This is a messenger RNA of Indicator indicator, 953 nucleotides long. RefSeq names its product nicotinamide riboside kinase 2 (gene NMRK2). Gene Ontology annotation, cellular component: cytoplasm. The coding region runs from base 6 to 608 and encodes 200 amino acids. The record is from RefSeq and is a predicted model, not a curated record. The transcript has 8 exons. Lineage: Eukaryota; Metazoa; Chordata; Aves; Piciformes; Indicatoridae.